UCCAGGUAUAAAAGAGAAGGAAACUCAAUAAAAUCGUCCGGCAUUUUGGUGGCAUAGCACCCCUCGCACUUUCCUUGGUUGGUGGCAGUGACUUGGAACUUGGAACACUUGGAACAAAAUGGGUCGCAAGGGAAGGAAGGGAGGCGGUGGAGGAGGAGGAGGCAAGCGUGCCACCACUACUGCCACCACGUUUGACUCAUCCCAGGUGCAGGAGUUUAAGGAGGCCUUCGGAGUGUUGGACCAGAACAGAGAUGGCUUCGUCGACAAGGAGGAUCUGAAGGAUACGUAUGCCUCAUUUGGCAAGAACCCGGACGACUUCAGGGAACAGAUAGACAAGAUGAUCGGGGAGGCAUCUGAGCCAAUCUCGUUCCAGGUCUUCCUGUCUCUGUUCGGAAACAAGAUGAAGGACACCAACCCCGUGGAGCAGCUCUUGAAUGGAAUGAAGCAGUUUGACCCGAAGGGCAAAGGCUUUCUGCCCAAGUUGAAGGUAAAGGAGAUCUUCUGUGAGAGGGGCGACAGGUUCUCAGAGGAUGAGUGGAAUAAGAUGUUGGCGGGAGCCCCGUGGGCUGUGAACAAGAAGGGCCAGUUCAACUGGGUGGGUUUCCUGACAUACGUCCGCACGGGCGCUGAGCCGGAGGACGACGAAUGAGCAGGCGGCAGGCUGGGCCAUGGGAGUCAGACCGACAUCUCUGACUCCGCGUGCAUGCCGAGAUAGAUCAUAUAUGUGCCGAAUCAUCACGUUUUGCUGCAUGUUCAUACCAAUAACAUGUACGCAGCACAACAGAAAAGUCCCAGAAACUUUUUCACCGCGAACCAUCACCAAACCUUCACCUUGUGGUGUAUGGUUGUGUUUGUACAUUUUUCACUAGUGUGUGUGCUUUUAUGUUGUUUUGCAAACAAACACGUCACAAAUCAUCCAGAAGAUCGAACGGGAAUCUAGGCGUGCGUUAUUCUCCUUGAUCUUCGAAGUAGUUUAAAUUAUCCACCACCCUUCCCGAAAAAGAGUGAAGAGCCAGAAAAAUGUUUCAAGGAAGUUCUGUGUAACUAAGUGUGCUGCUCCACGUACUUUGUACAUGUCAUUUCAUCUUCAUUUCAUGCACUAAGAUUAAACUACCAUGUCAUUCAUC
Molecule: messenger RNA, 1127 nt
Organism: Branchiostoma belcheri (Belcher's lancelet)
Lineage: Eukaryota; Metazoa; Chordata; Leptocardii; Amphioxiformes; Branchiostomatidae
Product: myosin regulatory light chain, smooth muscle-like
Exons: 7
Coding region: 119-649 (176 amino acids)
Cellular component (GO): cytoplasm
Molecular function (GO): calcium ion binding
Source: RefSeq, a predicted model, not a curated record